GCCACCGCCAUCACCACCACUCUUAACUCUCAGAGACAAGCGGUUAGAGUGGCUAAACUGAUGGAUCUUCUUGCCAGCACUACGCACUGACAGGACAGGGGAUUGCGCAUGUGCAAGGUGAGGAAAUGAAAAUGAAUGCAGCCAAUACAUCUCAAGACAUAUUCUGAACAGGGAACAGCAUGGGUGGUUGAGAACUACACCAGUAAGUCAGUCUUGUGAGGAGGACAGAAGGCUUAGUUCUACCCUGGACCAGACCCCUGCUCUACCUACCACAGCAUCCAGAGCCCCCAUCUAGAAGCUUCCACCAUGACCGAGAAUGACUAUGGCAGCUUUGUGGACUGGAACCAGAUGGGGGACCUGGCCACCCCCAGCGGUCCCUCCAAGGUGGACUGCAAGGACCUAAAGGUGUUCAAGCAGAUGGCCAGAACGGGCCACUGGGCCAAGAACCACAACCUCCGUGCCCAGGUCUACCAGCAGCUCAUCAAGGCCAUCCCCUGUCGCACCGUCACCCCGGACGCCGAGGUGUACCGCGACCUGAUGGGCGACGCUCUCUCCAAGAAACCCUCCUCCACCAUCCCGCUGCCGGAGUUUGUGGACGGCAACCUGGUGCCGCACUACUCCCUCAAGGUGGAAGCCGUGGCCUCCGUGCAUCGGAUCAUUUCCUGUCUGGCCGGCCAGUUCCCAGACAUCUCUCACUGCCCCGCCCUGCCCGCCAUGACUGCGCUCCUGCUGCACUUCAGCGCCGACGAGGCCCAGUGUUUCGAGCACAUUAGCCGACUCCUGGCCUGCAACGAGCCUGGCCGCCGCUUAAUGGACCAGACCUUCCUGGCCUACGAGUCCAGCUGCAUGACCUUCGGCGACCUCGCCAACAAGUAUUGCCCGGCCGCCCACAAGCUAAUCGUCGCGACCGCCCAGGACGUUCUAGAGGUCUACUCUGACUGGCAGCGCUGGACUGGAGACCUGCCCUUCGCCCACGUGGCGCGAGUCCUGGAUGUGUUCCUGGUGGAGGGCUACAAGGUCCUGUACAGAGUGGCCCUGGCCCUGCUCAAGUUCUACCGUAAACAGAAGGCCGGGGCCCAGCCGGCCGGGGGCCAGGCGCAGGACUCAGCGGGGGUCCGGGACGACAUCCAGUCUUUCGUCAAGGGGAUCGGCUCCGUGGUGACCCCAGACAAGCUCCUGGAGAAGGCUUUCUCCAUCCGCCUGUUCAGCCGCAAGGAGAUCACCCUGCUCCAGCUGACCAAUGAGAAGUCUCUGCAGCAGAAGGGCAUCACCGUCAAACAGAAGAGGUCAGAUGGGCUCAUGGCUCAUGCUGUUCGGUGGUUUUGUGGAUAUGAUUUGCGUCAUCCUGAUGCUUUCCUUUGUACACACAGUGAUGUUGAAGUGCUUGGUUGUAUCGGGCAGAUUUGACUAGCC
Molecule: messenger RNA, 1413 nt
Organism: Hypomesus transpacificus
Lineage: Eukaryota; Metazoa; Chordata; Actinopteri; Osmeriformes; Osmeridae
Product: TBC1 domain family member 24-like
Source: RefSeq, a predicted model, not a curated record